AGCAAACAAGCCCUUUUCUCAGAAAAAAAUGGUAUUUGGUACCUUCCUUGAGCAUAACUCUCAUCAUCACCAUCACCAUCACCAUCGCUGUCACCUUCACCUUCACCUCCACAGGGGAUCCAUGGCUGAGAAGCCGAGGCAAGUUAUGGAAUACGAAGACUUGAGUAACGUGAUGAAGGUGUCGUCGCAUCAUAAAAGGAAGGUGAAGAGUGAUAGUAUGGCAAAAGAUGAGGACAUUGACAAAGAAGCAGAUAAUUUCAUCAAACUAGAGCACCUGAAAUUCAACAAGUGGACAUGA
Messenger RNA from Eruca vesicaria subsp. sativa (arugula), 298 nucleotides. NCBI's taxonomy places the organism in Eukaryota, Viridiplantae, Streptophyta, Magnoliopsida, Brassicales, Brassicaceae. The record is from the annotation of a GenBank genome assembly.